This is a messenger RNA of Phlebotomus argentipes, 1684 nucleotides long. It is a transcript of the gene Bap60, whose product is annotated as brahma-associated protein of 60 kDa. The record is from RefSeq and is a predicted model, not a curated record. The transcript has 3 exons. The coding region runs from base 60 to 1559 and encodes 499 amino acids. Gene Ontology annotation, biological process: regulation of transcription by RNA polymerase II. Gene Ontology annotation, cellular component: SWI/SNF complex; nucleus. NCBI's taxonomy places the organism in Eukaryota, Metazoa, Arthropoda, Insecta, Diptera, Psychodidae.
UUCGUGGCGUCACUCUAACAAAAUUGUCUUGUUUUGUGGCAAAAAAUCCAGUAAAAACCAUGUCUCAGCGCUUUCCACCUUCAUCGGGUGCCCCUGUGCCUCCCGGUGGUCAGCCACGAUACCAGCCGGCGCCUCCACCGGGCAGUAUGAGACCGUAUGCUGGCCCCAAUUUUCCGCGUGGGUUCACGCCUCCGCCCCAGUUGGGCUCUGGUCCGCCACCCGGUGGCCCCAUGCACCCACGAACGCCGCAACCACCAUUUCAGGGCCCCAUGCGCAGCGCCAUGCCCAGCGCUCCUGGAGGGAAGCGUCCGCAGGACGGCCGGGUGGGCCCCAUGGGCACUCCGCAGCAGAAGAGCGAGUAUGGGCCGACGAAGAAGAAAAAGAAGCUGGCGGACAAAAUUCUGCCUCAGAAGGUGAGAGACCUCGUGCCGGAGUCUCAAGCAUACAUGGAUUUGUUGGCGUUCGAACGGAAGCUGGACGCUACAAUUAUGCGGAAGCGUCUUGACAUCCAGGAGGCGCUAAAGCGUCCUAUGAAGCAGAAACGCAAAUUGAGGAUUUUCAUCUCUAACACUUUCUACCCGAGCAAGGAGCCGAGCGAAGGCAGCGAGCCCGGAACUGAGGGCACCGUGGCGUCAUGGGAGUUGCGGGUAGAGGGUCGUCUCCUGGAGGACACCAAGAGCGAUCCGAAUAAGAUUAAGCGGAAGUUCUCGUCGUUCUUCAAGUCUCUGGUGAUUGAGCUGGACAAGGAGCUUUACGGCCCGGACAAUCAUCUGGUGGAGUGGCAUCGCACUCACACAACUCAGGAGACAGACGGUUUUCAGGUGAAGCGUCCGGGCGAUCGCAAUGUUCGCUGUACGAUUCUUCUAUUGCUGGACUACCAGCCGCUGCAGUUCAAGCUCGAUCCCCGGCUCGCUCGUCUCCUUGGCGUUCACACGCAAACGCGUCCGGUGAUCAUCUCUGCUUUGUGGCAGUACAUCAAGACUCACAAGCUGCAAGACGCCCACGAGCGAGAGUUCAUCAAUUGCGACAAGUAUCUGGAGCAAAUCUUCACGUGCUCACGCAUGAAGUUUGCCGAGAUUCCACAGCGCCUCAAUCCGCUCCUUCAUCCGCCGGAUCCCAUCGUGAUCAACCAUGUGAUCUCAGUGGAGGGUGGAGCGGAGAGCAAGCAGACUGCUUGCUAUGAUAUCGACGUGGAGGUGGACGAUACGCUGAAGAAUCAGAUGAAUAACUUCCUGCUGAGCACAGCCAGUCAGCAAGAGAUUCAGGGACUGGACUCGAAGAUUCACGAGACAGUGGAGACGAUUAAUCAGCUGAAGACGAAUCGGGAGUUCUUCCUCAGCUUCGCCAAGGAUCCACAGACAUUCAUCCACAAGUGGAUAAUUAGCCAGACGAGGGACUUGAAGACCAUGACAGAUGUCGUGGGCAACCCGGAGGAGGAGCGCAGGGCUGAGUUCUUCUAUCAGCCCUGGACACAGGAGGCGGUGUCGCGCUACUUCUACACGAAGGUGAAUCAGAAGAGGGCGGAACUGGAGCAAGCUUUGGGCAUUCGCAACUCUUAAGCUCGUCUGAUUCGCUUCACCAAUGUCCAACUGCUGAUGAGUGUCUAGUUGCAGCAGCACAAGAGGGGCAACGAAGAGGAAUGGGAAGAGAUUAUCUCUCCCGGAAAGAGUUUUAUCUCAAGCCA